AUGGGGAAGAUCAGUCGAACUGAGAAGAACUACCGGUUCGGAUGGCAAGUGAUCGCGAAUCUCGCCAAGCUAACACCUUUGCUCUACUCGAAACUUCGUUACACGCUUUGCUUCACCGUCCUGACACUUGCGACCGCUAUUUCAAAUGAAAUAAUGGCCCAAAAAUCUGGUACUUUGAUGGGUCGAUUCUACAAGAACUUGCUUCAAAAGGAUGAAUCCGCAUUCUGGCACACUUUCACGUUAGCCACACUCAUAUGCGUAGGACAAUGUUUGUUACUCGGUGGUAUCGCGUUCUUUUCAUGGAGUUUAUACCUUUGCUUCCGUCCAAAUUUGGUUAAAUCACUUCAUGACCUCUACUUUAGUAACAAUCUUUACUAUACUCUGAACAGUGUAGACGACAAAGGGAUCGACAAUCCAGAUCAACGUAUAACUCAGGAUGUAGAGAAAUUAUGCAGAUUAUUGGCAACCAAGAUAACACCAUCGCUAUUGGUAGCACCUUUUGUGAUUGGAUACUAUACAUUCAAAACCUGGCAAACAGCCGGUGGAUUUGGUGUUGGCAUAAUUUACGGGUAUUUUGUGGUCGGAGCUAUACUUAAUCGAAUCAUGAUCUCACCAGUCACAAAAUGGGCAGCUAAGGUAGAAAAAGCGGAAGGUGAUUUUCGAUUUAAGCACGUUUCAAUACGAAACUAUGCCGAAGAAAGUGCUUUUUAUCGAGCAGCAGAUUUUGAGAAAGCGUCUUGUGAUGAAGCAUUUUCUGUGCUUUGGAACAGGCAGCUGAGAUUUGUUCUCUGGCAGUUUCCUACCCAAGUUUUCCAGUAUUUUUUCAACUACUAUGGCGGAGUGUUAUCCUACGCUAUUCAAAUCUUUCCAAUCUUUAUCUUCAAAACUUAUGCGGAUCUUGACGACGCCUCGCUAGGCGAGAAAAUCAGCAAUAACGCUUUCUACUACAUUUACUUGAUCAACAGUUUCACGCGUCUCACUGACCUGGCUUUGAGCAUCGGAGAACUCGGAGGUUAUGUGCUGAGAGUUUCUGAAAUUGUGAACUGCACAACUGAGAAAGAUGGUCUCGACAAUGAAGGAUUCACAGAAUUCGACGACAACGACAAUACUCAGGAUGAUUUCCUAUUCGAUAAUGACAGCGCGGGAUUUGAUCUGUCAUUCAGCGUGCGAGGACUAUCCUACGGAAAGCCCUGUGACGAUGAUGAUAUCCUCGUGUCUGAUGAGUAUUCAUACUUGACUGUAGACGUUCCUGUCAAUAAAAACCUGAUCAUAACGGGACCUAGUGGAGCUGGAAAGUCGUCACUUCUACGAGUACUCGCGAAUUUGUGGCCCAGCAAAGCAGGAACGAUUCGCCGUUGUCUGCCUGAAAGUGCCUAUUUCUUCCUACCGCAAAGGCCUUAUCUCCCUGUGGGGCGUCUUUGUUUACGAAAACAAAUGUGCUUCCCACACACUUCAGCGUACACGAUAGAUGAUGAGAAGGAUGCAGAGUCAAGGAGAUUAGUGCAAAUUCUUUGCGAUCUGCGGUUAACUUCACUAAUCGAAACCUGCGGCGGUUUAGACAUGGAUGUUGACUUCGAGUGGCAGGACACCCUCUCUCCUGGUGAACAACAACGUCUUUCAUUCGCCAGGGUAUUGUUUCACAGUCCAAAAGUAGCGGUAUUGGAUGAAGCUACAAGCAGCAUCGAUGUCGAAGAUGAAAGGAAUUUAUAUGAGCUCCUUAAAGAGAACAAGAUAUCUUACAUAUCGACAGGACAUCGCGAAACACUUCCUCACUUCCAUGACAUUGAAUUGAAGUUAGGAAGAUACUUUUCCUCCACAGCCCUGUGUGCGCAUGGACAACCGCCUGCUCUGUCGUCCCCCGAAGAACGAUCCGACACGGAAUUAACUUUGAUGGGCAGAAUGUAA
Messenger RNA from Necator americanus (New World hookworm), 1905 nucleotides. RefSeq lists its product as uncharacterized. Gene Ontology annotation, molecular function: ATP hydrolysis activity; ATP binding; ABC-type transporter activity. The transcript is spliced from 14 exons. Bases 1 to 1905 code for a protein of 634 amino acids. Lineage: Eukaryota; Metazoa; Nematoda; Chromadorea; Rhabditida; Ancylostomatidae. The record is from RefSeq and is a predicted model, not a curated record. Gene Ontology annotation, cellular component: peroxisomal membrane. Gene Ontology annotation, biological process: peroxisome organization; fatty acid beta-oxidation; very long-chain fatty acid catabolic process.